Molecule: messenger RNA, 4844 nt
Organism: Oncorhynchus nerka (sockeye salmon)
Lineage: Eukaryota; Metazoa; Chordata; Actinopteri; Salmoniformes; Salmonidae
Product: protein O-GlcNAcase
Exons: 18
Coding region: 360-2762 (800 amino acids)
Biological process (GO): glycoprotein metabolic process
Molecular function (GO): beta-N-acetylglucosaminidase activity
Source: RefSeq, a predicted model, not a curated record
AACAUUUGUAUUACAUACAGCUCGUUUAUAUAAAUAAAACAUAUAUCCUAUAAAUAACAAAUAGCUCGGCAUUUUGAAGAUUACACGUUUCAUAUCGACACAGACGAGGAAAUUAGUAUCCUCCAUUCCUCACACCUUGCAUUUGCGUGCAGGAGGUGAGUGCGCCUGUGCGGGGGUUGAGCUAGCUGAGCCAGCCGUGGCGGCACAGAUGGAAAGGAUGGAAAUGGAGAACUACUCCGGCGCCUGACCUGAGACGGUACUAGGAAACGUUGGGUAGGCUAGGCUACUGCUCCGGUCGGUUGGAUUGCUGGAGAGAGGCGAGGCGCACGGUGAAAGCAGGGGCGACACAGACAGAAAAGAUGGACGGGAGAAGAGAGUUCCUUUGCGGGGUUGUGGAAGGGUUCUAUGGGAGGCCCUGGUCUAUGGAGCAGAGGAAGGUCCUUUUCCAGUGGAUGCAGAGGUGGGAGUUGAACACCUAUCUGUACGGUCCUAAAGAUGAUCUGAAACACAGACUACUCUGGAGAGAGGUCUACUCCCCUGAAGAGGAGGGUCAGUUGCGUACUUUGAUAGUAGAGUCAGAGAAGAGAGGUCUGAGGUUUGUGUACUCUCUCUCUCCUGGUCAAGACAUUGUCUUCUCUUCUUCCUGCGACCUCUCCCUGCUUAAACGCAAGCUACGACAGGUGUCAAAGUUGGGUUGCCAGGCAUUUGCAAUCCUUUUUGAUGACAUAGACCACUCCCUGUGUCAAGCUGACAGUCAAGCCUUCUCCUCAUUCGCUCACGCCCAGGUUUCAGUUGCCAAUGAGAUCUACCGAUUCCUGGGAGAGCCACCCGUCUUCCUGUUUUGUCCAACAGAGUACUGUGGCUCUCUAUGUUCUCCCAGUGUAUCCAAGUCUCCAUAUUUGAUGACUGUUGGAGAGGACCUGCUGCCUAACAUCUCUAUCAUAUGGACCGGUAGUAAGGUAAUCUCUAGAGAGCUGAGUGUGGAGGGUCUGUCUGAAGUACAGUCUGUCCUACACCGCCCUCCUCUGGUGUGGGACAACCUGCAUGCAAAUGACUACGACUCCAGACGUCUCUUCCUGGGUCCCUUCAAGGGUCGCUAUCCCCAGCUUGCCACCCAACUCCGGGGCUUGCUACUUAACCCCAACUGUGAGUUCGAGGCCAACUACAUACCCCUGCACACGCUGGGGACUUGGUACCGCACUGGGAGGAAGGAGAAGAAGGAUGAGGAGCACCAGUACUGUCCAGAGAUGGCGCUGUCUACUGCACUGCACGACUGGAUGGAAGAGCUCAGCCAACCACUGCAGCCAGGUCGCCAGAGCAGACAGGCAGACCAGAGGUCAUCGGGUCAAAAGUCGGGGACCCUAGAGAGUGAAAACUGUCACCCCACCACCAGAGAAGGUCGCCCUAAACCCCCUAGAGAAACUCCGCAGGGGGACAGCCCUCCCCCCUCCAGCCCUGAGGGAGAGGAAGGGGUGAGGAGGGGGGAGAAAGAAGGAAGGAGUGAGGGAGGAGACGGAGAGGAGAGAGAGAGGAAACUCCACAACAACCAGUUCCAACAAGGGCCAGGCCAGCCAAGGAGUCCAGGGGGGGUUCUUUGUGUUGGGAAGGCUCCUCUAAGCGAGUCCCAAAUCCGUCUGCUGGUAGGUCUCCACUACCUUCCCCAUGAGCACGGCCCAUCAGCCCAGAGAUUGUUACAGGACCUCACCUGGCUCAAAGAACACUGCCACCUGGUCAGCGCCAAUGACAAGAAGGGACCACCGCAGAAGGCGGAGGAGUGGCGUGGCCGAGCGGCUGGGUUCCUAGGUGUGUGUGAGGAGAUUGCAGCGCUGCACAGUAGUGUUGUGAGUGGAGUGAGCAAGGCCGUGCUGUAUGACCUUUACCCUUACGUAUGGGACCUCAGAAACACUGCACUGGUGGCCAAGGCCUUCAUCUGCUGGCUCGAUGGGCGUGUGUUGAGCGACAGCUCUCCGUUGGGUUCCUGGAGGAACUGCUUCCACUGGUGCGGGACGACCACGGGGGCAGAGUUACUGGGGGUGGAGUCAGAACCCUGGGUGUUCAAAGGGGGAGUGUCCGGAGAGUUGCAGAUGCUUCUACCUAUAGGCAGUAACAGUGAACUGUUCAGCCACCCUCCUCCUCUCUUCCCCACCUCACGACUCUACAACAUACGACCCUACCACAACAAGGACAAGGCGGAGCUGUAUUGUAUGGUGCGCCAGCUUCAACAGGGAGCCCAGGGGAGCCCUGAUUCCAGUCCAGCACAUCCUGACCUCAUCGGAGACAGGUGUCUGGGGCCCUGCCUGGCUUUGUGUCCUGAGUACAGCAUGGUGCUGGAGGAUGAGCUAGGUGUGUGUGGGUGUGUGUUGGGUGUCGUAGAUGUUCGUUCCUUUGCCAAGCGCUGCCAGACUUGCUGGAUGCCCGCCAUGAGAGAUAAAUACCCACCACGCACCGGACAUGCCAACUCACAGGAGGUGUUGCAGCAGAUGGAGGAGGACCAAGGGGAAUACCCAGACUCUCUUCUCUACCACUUUCCCUCCCAGCUCCGUCUGGACGCUUUGCCUGACCUGAUGGACAUCAGUGUGACCCGCUGCCUGCUAACCGCACUCCUCACUGCCCUUAAAGCCAAUGGUUCUCAUGGUGUGUUCUGUGAGAUGCAGCCUACAGAUCGCAUGAGGCUGGACUUCCUGACUAAACUAGGCUUCCUGGAGAUCAUCAGAGGAGAGGCACGACACAGAGAGGGAGUGGUACUGGGCAGACUGCUCUGAACACACACACACUCACAGAAAUGUACACACAAGAGGUGUAAUGGUUUACCAAACCCACGGUUCGGUAUACACAUGAUUACUCAUCAAAACUACAUUUAAAAUAAAGUGCAAUAUGCGUGUGAAAUCAAUGUGUAAAAUUGGCUCAGACAUUGUAUAGGUCUAUGCUAAUAAUGUUUUUCUUACAAAGAGAAAAAGAUGUUCACUUGUGUGACUCUCAUAAAGAGAGCAUGUCUGUAGCACAGUACUUCUCAUCUCCCACUCCGAGGUAAUGUGAUGGGCUGUCACUGUUAAGUAGCUCUGUAUACCUGGAGGUCCAUUCAUCUGUGGUAAGCAUAACAGAGUGUGAAUUGGCAAAUGAAUUUGUCGACCUCACCACCCGCCAUUGUACAGAACUAGUUCCCGGCUGCGCCUCACAAAAUGACAGUUUUUAAGUGCACCAAUUAAGAUCACAAUUUUGAUUACAGCGUUGCGCAUAGGCUGUCGUUGUUUUAAGGGAAUAGCCAGAAAUUGUUUUUUUUUUCAGUACAGAAUUACUCGAGGCAUACAUCGCAGCAUAGGCAUAGCAUAUAUAUUUCAAUAAAUGUAUUCAUUAAAGUUCACAGUACGACCCGAGGUCCCUGUACUGCCACCGUUACACCCCAAUACACACCCAUACAUGCACGCGCUCACCCAUUCAUUUGCAUGCAUAUGCACGCACACACACACAGCACAUGCUCAAAAACACACAUACUCAUAUAAACACUGUGGAGUACAAAAUGAACAAUAUAACUACUGUAAGCUUAAUCACACACAGGUGAUACAGGGUAAUUGAUUACACAGUGCUGUCUUUAAACACAUGAAAAGACAGAGGGCAAACAUUCACACGAACACACACAAACACAUAUGCGAACACAGAUAUGAACACACACAAGGCUGAGGGUUAUAUGGAUGAUGAAGCCAGGCACAAAACCAAUAUGUGCAUCAGAUGGCACACAGACACAAACACACACACUGAUAAAUCCUACUCAGCGUAGGACAUAUAGCAUCAUUCAUCACGUCCUUUUAUUUCUAUCUUCUAGAAGCACAAGAACUCGUUUUAUACCUGAGACAUGUCUUCACUAGAAACCAGGAAUGUCCUUUUCUAUUGAGGAGACUUGGGCUGGGAUUCAAUCCGAUCCUGCUUGUAGACAAUGCAGCUUUUAAAGGCAAUAUCCCCACGUUUGCGGAGAUCGCAUUCAAGGGAUUAGCACGGACCCUGGAACUGACCAUAUAUGUAGCUUUAUUACUUUCUUGUGUGUUUUUGUUCUACUUUACUUUUUUUUAUAGUACUACUAACUUGAGGAAAAAGCUGCAACAUGGAAAUUACUUUUAAACAACAACCACGCUGCAACAAGUUUCGGAUUGAAUCCGGCCUUGGUUGAGAAGACUGUCAUCGGUCUAUGUCUUUUACCUUUAUUCAAUUUAAUGAGAAUAAUACACUAUUUAUAGAGUUAGGUCACAGAUGGAAGGGAUUUAGUUAUCAAAAUCUUUGGCUAGGUGAGUGCUUGAGAACACUACAAACAUGUCAGGUUUUUUCUCUCGAUCACUUCCUAACCAUUCGUCUCCUAUCUGUGUGACUACUUUUCUAGAACAGCAGUGCUUACUAUUCAUUGUCCUUGUAUCACUGUCUCUGUCCCAAAUGACACCCUAUUCCAUAUAUUAGUGCACUAUGGUCAAAAGUAGGGAAUAGGGGGCCAUUGGGACGGAGCCUUUGUCUUUGCUUCAGUGAACAAUGGUUGUUUUGUAAUGAGGUCUGUUAGAUGUGUAUAGCCAAUGUUCAUUCCAUUUAAAGGCAAUGGUCCCAGAGAUCACAUUCACGGUAAAAGCUGCAGAGGUUGGUUCAAUGACAAAUUACCUUUAAAUGUCAAACGUGCUACAACGCAGUUUCGGACUGAAUCCCGACCUGACUGUUAAUUCAGGGUGUGUGAGGGUUAAACUAUCAUGUUACUGUGUAGAAAGAAGUCUGUGUUUACAAAUUACUGCAGUAAUACAAAUGUUUUAAAAUGUAACAUUUUAUAAAAAUGUUUUUUUUGUGUUGACACUAUUAAAAUAUUUUUCCCUCUC